This is a messenger RNA of Symbiodinium sp. CCMP2456, 2433 nucleotides long. The record is from the annotation of a GenBank genome assembly. NCBI's taxonomy places the organism in Eukaryota, Dinophyceae, Suessiales, Symbiodiniaceae.
AUGCGACGGCCCACUGCUGACGCCCGAGCCAGACUGGCCCGACCUGUUGCAUUUGACUUUGCCUCAUGGAGGCGGGGGCCCAAGCACCACGCAGUUGUUGCGUCCAUUCCAUGGUGCGCAGGCUGGGUCUUUGGCAAGCGGCGUAGUGAGCCUUUGAGCUUUUCUUUGAAGUGCCUGCGUGGCUCCGUACAACAGAUGGACGAGCGUGCCCAAAGACUUCGUGUUGCAACGGCUGAGGUUCUUAGACAGGCGGGAUCUGACGCUACGGUUGCUAGUAUCAACAAGCAAGUCCUGGCAUUCUGCUCGCAUCUCUAUCCCCGGACUGGUUACAUUCCCAUCACUAAGCCCAGUAUGAGCCAGAGUGUUGUAGGCGCGGUUGCUGAGCUCUGGGCACGACAGGAUGCCAUCCAACAGGCACCGCCCGCGGUUGGUAUUCGCUCGGCCAUGGCCGCGCUUCAGCGCACAAUGGCGUUCAAGCAAGCCAGUAGGAAACUUAGGCAGGCUAGUAGAGCGGCUAGGCGGGACUGGUUUGAGGCUAGGAUAAGGGAAGCGGAGCAGGCUGCCGAACGACAUGAUAUAGGCGGUGUCUAUCGUGUUCUGAACUUGCUUGCACCCAAGCGUAGACGCGAGCAGGUCCGCAUCAAAGGCCCGGCGGGGGAACUGCUAGGACCCAAAGCGGAGUUUGAGGAAAUCUUUGCUUACUACCAGAAGGUCUUUAGCAGGGACGUGCCAUUCGAUUUACCCAAGGCUCCGGUUGACGCUGUUAGUGAGGAUGAUGUUCUGGAGGCCAUUGGAAUGCUCAAAGGGGGAAAGGCGGUUCCACCUAGCAGUGUGCCUACGGAAAUUUGGCUGCUCUGCCCGGCGGAGUAUGCUGCAUUCCUAACGCCUCGCCUCAAUCCCGGGGAGGAUGGCACUGCUAACUACCCACCCGAGGCCAGCAUGAGCGGGGACCUGGCCAUGGAGGACGCCCUGGCGGAGCAUGCCCGGGAGGAGCUGGCGACGGUUCUUGGCCAGAAGGAGACCGACAUGGAGCGGGAGACCGGGAAGUCUCCGCAGAAGGAGCUGGAGGAGGACGGAGAGCGCCGCCCCAAGUGGCAGAGAGAAAACAACAAAGGGGGCAAAGGACAAUCCUCCAAUUCUUGGGAGGGAUGGCGCACGGGAAAGAGGCAGUGGGAGCGUGGCCAGCAGAAGGAGAGCGGGGAGACGGCCACGGAGGACAAUCACCAGACCAAGGAGCUCCUCAAGUGCCUCGUGAAGAUGUCGGUCCGGCACGAGCAGGAGCUGAUGCGCAUCAGGCCAGAUGUGGGGUUCAUAGCAUUCUGCGAUACCUCAGACCUCGGAUGCAUGCACCUGCUGAAGACCGUCGCAAAGAGCUGGUCGGACCUCUACACGCAGGGGAAGGUGACCUCCUCUCUCAAGGUCAUAAUGGCAAUGGCCAUGAUGAAGGAUAUCCGCGAGCGGGCGGAGAAGGCACUCCAGGACGAGGAGCAGCUCCAACGCUGCUUCAACGUUGGCUGGGUGCAGCAGGGAGCCACGGCGCUGGAUCCAGUGUGGGUGUACCACACGUGGAAUGCCAAGGAGAAGAAACAAGAGGUGGCAGAGACGCCACCCCUGAAGCACUCGGAGGUGAUGAGGCUCCUGGACCUACUGAUCGAGCACCUCCCGCGGGAGGGUGUGCUCACCCGCUUCGCUUCCACAAAGCGGCUGGAUCUGAUGCAGGAGUUCAAGACGGAGGUGGUCCCGAUGAUGCUGCAGCUAAGCCUGAGGGGGAACUCAAGCCAGCUAUGCUACGACGCUCUGAAGGCCUUGAGCGGGAAUGCGGUCAUGAAGCUCCAGGGAGUGCGCUGGAGGCCGGAGAGGGCUCAGAAGCCUCCAUUGGCCAAAGCUCUGGAGGAGGCCUAUUUGGCAACCGCUUUCUGCGAUUGGGCGCCGAGAGACCAGCAGUCGUGGGCGGUGCUAUGGAUCGUGGAGCUCACCGGUGUUGCGGUGGGAAGGCUGAAGGCUGAGGCGUGGGAAGUUUGCUGGGAGGCACGCCUCUCUAAUCCUGCGCGUGUCACUGACGGAGGCGACCGGCUGGCGGUACCAGUGUUUGAGGGGCCAAACGGCCUGGACCUUCGGCAUGUUGUGGCCGAUGAAGAACUGGAGCUGCUCCGCUGCCUACGUUCCUUUCUGCCUGUGCACAAGCACCAACCCUCCUUCACAUUGCUGACCAGAAAUGAACUGGUGACGGUGGCGCGUGAGCUGCUUGAUGACGAGUCGUGGUCAGUCUUCAAUGGUGUCGCAUCGCGGGGGAGCGAGGGACAGGAGGCGGAGGUGUUCGUCUCUUUUCCACCGCCGUGUUACCGUGACAUCACGACCGCCUCAGAGGCUGAGAAGGUGGCGGAAAUGUGCCUGCGGGAAGGUUCAGGCUCACUCUGGUCCUCGGCCAGGGAG